Mastomys coucha (southern multimammate mouse) is the source of this 5833-nucleotide messenger RNA. It is a transcript of the gene Gdap1, whose product is annotated as ganglioside induced differentiation associated protein 1. The transcript has 5 exons. Gene Ontology annotation, cellular component: mitochondrial outer membrane. Bases 2103 to 2852 code for a protein of 249 amino acids. The record is from RefSeq and is a predicted model, not a curated record. Lineage: Eukaryota; Metazoa; Chordata; Mammalia; Rodentia; Muridae. Gene Ontology annotation, biological process: mitochondrial fission; mitochondrial fusion.
GCUAUUUGUAAUUUCUUGGCUUUAUUUUCAAUAUAAACGCCCUCCAUUCUCUCUCCCUCUUCCCCUCUUUCUCUCUCUCUAUUUUAUUGUGCUGGCUUAGUGAUUUAAAAACCUUUUCCAUUUCCAUAAGCACAAAAAUGUAGGCCUACCCCAAAAUUCAAACCAGCCAGUGCAAAUGUUUGAAAGAAUCUCAAGUGGAGUCGCAAUGCUAAUAUCAAGCUUUCAAAUUCACUUGCACUUGACCUGGUGUUGAUUUCCUAGCUUUAAACUAAGAUUCAUGAUAUUGACUCUUAGUAAAUAUUGUGUAAAUCAUUUUCAUCUUAAAAAUGAGAAAAAGAAGAAUCAAUACAAGAGAAAGGAGAAUCAUUUGCUCUUAUACUUUGGGUUCUUUGCUCUCAUUACUUCUGCAUAGUUUGAAUUAUUAUCCUUUCUACAUAAUUGUAGGUUUAAACAUGUAUCAUGUUUUAAAUUAAUGAUCAUUUAUGAUUGCUUAUGUGCCAGGCAUUUUAUAUUUCGAUUUUAGUCAGUUGCCAAGAUAGCUCAUUGAAGACAGGUGUGGAAUCUGAAAGAUGUGUGGAGGCUAGUCAUUCCAUUUUGGAUCUGAGGAAAAAGAAAUAGAACCUUUGUCUAAGAUAAUGCAACCAUUUUAUGGCAGGGUCUUUUGUCUUCAAAGCCUUUGGCCUGGACCAUUUGCCAUUUUCUUUGCCACGUAUAAAUGGUCUUGCUUGUUUCUGCAGACAGCCCCUUCAGGUCAGCUGUAGCUUGGUGACAGAGCCAUGCUGGCACAGCAGCAAGGCUGACCACUAGCAGAACUGAGACUGGAGCCCAUGGUUCUAGGCUUUCAUUUUCAUUCUCUGCCAGACAUUGCUCUCCAAGUGACCCAUCUGCUUAUCUCCUGCUGUGCUGGGCCUAACUGGGUAGUUAAGCUCAGCAUACAACCCCAAAUUACGGGAGCCAAGGAAGGAAAUUAAUAGGCCAAAAAGUGUCCAAGAUAGAUAUGGAGGAAAAUGGGUAUUAGACCUCAUGGGAGAAAUAGAUUAGGAAUGUGUAGUCUUCGUGAGGAGAGGCACCAUUAUUCUUGAUUUAAGUGUUAAUAACCCAGAAUUCUAUCAGAAGUUUUAAUUAAAGUUGGCCUUGGCCUAGAACAUGGUGUGAAGAGCUCUUUCCUUUUCACUAUACCAGCUGUCCGCAUCCGUUUACAUGCUGGGAUUGUGCUGAAAAUGGAGAGAAAGGGAUUCAAUACACAUUCUCUCAACCUUGAGCUUUUUGGAAAUGGAUAAGACUGGUUUUAAUAUGUAUUUCUUGGGAAAACUGAUUAAUAGGAACAAAGCAAAAAUAAUUUUGUAAGAAUUUAUUUUAAAUGACUAAAAUUUAGAUAUUAUUUAGAUAUUAUCUUUUAUGUAUUACAUACAAUAUAUAAUGUUAGAUAUUAUAUAAUCAGACACACUUCUGUAUAAUACAUGAGAAAAUAAUACUUAAAUGUCUGGUAACAUUGCUUGAACAGCUUGUAUCAUUAUUCCAGGUCUUUCUUCACUUUUGCCUGUUCUCUUGCUUACCUCAUAAGAAACAAAGCUUUAUAGUCAAUGUUAAUUAUAGUUGUUUUCUUAAAAUUUUCCUUAGCAUUUGAUUUUUAUUAUAAGCUAAAUAUAUUUUGAGUUUCGCUAAGUUAUAUAUUGAGCACAGCCAAAUGGAGUAAAAUAGAUUUUGUUGGUUUGUUUGUUUUUGAAAUAGAAUUCAAUAGCUCAGGUUGUUCUUAGUACUGUGUGGAAGUAACUAUUUCUUUUGCUGAGAUAAGGCACUGUGGCUGAGUGACCAGAUGGGAAUGUGGGAAUCAGUUAUGGUUGAGUGUCUCUGGGGGUGGAGCUGUCAGUUCUGGCUGGAUGCUGCUGGUACCCUGUUGAAGAUCUUUUGUAAACAUUGAACUGGGUGAUGGAAUUUUCCAUUGUAAGGUAAAACAAAUCCAACUAACUCUUACUUCAUGUUCUGCAUUCCCAGGAGAGUAGUUAUCCAACUGGAGAAGAUAAAAAGAUUAAGACACCUAUAUUUUUGGGCCGAUGUGACAACCAGACCAGUUUGCAGGUCAAGAAAGAACACCCAGGUUAAUGCCUGAUGAAGGAAGCAUGUAUUACCCACGAGUGCAGCAUUACCGAGAGCUUCUUGACUCCUUGCCGAUGGAUGCUUACACACAUGGCUGCAUUUUGCAUCCUGAGCUCACUGUGGAUUCCAUGAUCCCAGCUUAUGCAACCACAAGGAUUCGCAGCCAGAUUGGUAACACGGAGUCUGAACUAAAGAAACUUGCUGAAGAAAAUCCUGACUUACAAGAGGCAUACAUUGCCAAGCAGAAGCGACUUAAGUCAAAGCUGCUUGAUCAUGACAAUGUCAAAUACUUGAAGAAAAUUCUUGAUGAGUUGGAGAAGGUCUUGGAUCAGGUGGAAACUGAACUACAAAGAAGAAAUGAAGAAACUCCAGAGGAGGGCAACCAGCCGUGGCUCUGUGGAGAAUCCUUUACACUGGCAGAUGUCUCACUGGCUGUCACAUUGCAUCGGCUAAAGUUCCUGGGCUUUGCAAGAAGAAACUGGGGACAUGGAAAGAGACCGAACUUGGAAACCUAUUAUGAGCGUGUCUUAAAGAGAAAAACAUUUAACAAGGUUUUAGGACAUGUCAACAAUAUAUUAAUCUCUGCAGUGCUGCCAACAGCAUUCCGGGUGGCCAAGAAAAGGGCCCCAAAAGUUCUUGGCAGCACCCUUGUAGUUGGUUUGCUUGUGGGAAUGGGAUAUUUUGCAUUUAUGCUUUUCAGAAGGAGACUUGGCAGCAUGAUAUUAGCACUUAGACCCAGACCAAAUUAUUUCUAGAUUUGUUGGGAUCUGUGGUAGGAGCACAUCUAAGCACUGCACUAGGCCCUCAUGCCCUUGUCCAGACCCAGUGAAGACUUAUCCUUGGCAACUAGUAGAAAGCACACUUUAUAUUAUUCACUGUGGAGUUCAUGUGGGGAGGGAGCUAAUGGCAUACUUUUUCUUCUCUCUUCCUCUUUCUUCCUUCCUUUCUUUCUUUCUUGCUUUCUUUCUUUCUUUCUUUUUUUUUUUUUGUAGACAACAAGACUUACUUCUAAUCUAAAGGGCAGUGUAAUUGCUGACAGACUAGGGGUGGGGGAGACCUUUGAUGGAGAUUAUUAGGUCAUGUUCUCAGGUAUUUUUUGAGAGGUUAUAAUUAGGAGCAGACAGUAAUAAUAAUCCAUGAUUGCUCAUAGUGCUUCACCUGAGAGUGACUGCGGUUCUAGGUGUUGAACAGUUUCAGUAUUCUCCUCUGGGACUCAGAAGUCAUCUUUGUUACACUAGACAGAGUUCACACACCAACAAGACAUUGUACUGUUUCAUCUUCCACUAGCAGCUUUAGGCAUAAAUAAAGGACAAAAUGGUAAAGGGGAGAAAAGAAAUGAGAGAAUGAAGUGCAUCUAGAACAGAGCAGUAGAUGGUAACCUCCAGUGGUCUCCACUGCUGCCCAUGGUUGCCUCUCUUCUUGGGAAAUUUCACAUAUACUGUCUUGUGGUCAUGUACCCUCCCUAACUGAGAACUGUUGGGGAAGAGAGGGCUGGGAAAUUAGUGGGGAUAGUAUACUGGGGAAAAAAACCUACAUACUGCAUAGAAAACCCUUCAUUUGACCUUAAUUAUGAGUUAGACUUGUUGAAUUAAUAAGAUUAAAUUAUUUUGCAGUUGACCAUGAGAUGCCCAUUGAAACAUAUAGCUAGCACUUAUAUGAAUGUCUAAAGGGAUAGGAGGGUAGUCUUCAUGGCUCCCAUGACCAUGUGAGAUACUUUCCUGUGGAUGACUGUGUUCAGUCCUGGGAGCCUUGACCUCUACAGCCUUCUUUAUGCAUAUAAGCAAUAUAUAGAUAAAUGUCUCAAGUAAAUAUCAUGGCUUAUGGAUGGUAGUGGAUAAUUUGAAAAGAGCUAAAUAUGCUUAUUUUUAUUUGGGGAGACUAGUACAUUCAUGCACAAACUGUUGUCCAGGAUUUAUAUUUGUUUAUGAUUAUUGAUAAAGCUUUAAGUUAAAGAAAAAAAGUAAAAGCUAGCAUUAGAUAUUGAUAGUUAAUUUGGGAGAGAUAAAAUAUAUAGCUAGUGAUGCCCACACAUACUCAUCCAUGUGUGUUUAAAUAUUUGGGAGAUAUCUCAGUCCAUAUGGAAGGGACAGUUCCUGGGUCACCUAGGAAUAGCCAUCAGACUGUAAUGCAUGGCUUUUGCUCAGGACAGACCUCCUAUUACAGCAGUGAGGAAGUUCUUCCUGGAGCUGGCUGUCCAAGCCUUAGGAGAAGCUUCAAGAAUCUGAUGGGAAGCUUGUCCAAAGGCUGUGAGCAAAGGGAAAGCCUGUAUGGCUUCAGGUGAACUCUGCACAGAGCCAAAGAAUGUACUGACUUCUUAUUAAUACGAAAACAUCACAACUAGCAAACAAUAGCUUUCUGAUGUAAAAAACAAUUCUUUAAUUCCAUUUUGAUUCUAUUAUUCCAUUUCAUAAGCUAGAUGUACUAAAAAAAAAAACCCACAUGAGCAGGAUGUGCCCUGUUUGUAAAAACCAAACAAAACAACAUCAAAACAAAAAACCCUAACGCCCCCAUGUGAACUCAGAUCAACAAUGAGGAAAUGCACGCAGCUUUCAUGCCAUCUUCCUCAGCCCAUCAGUGUGUUCUGCAGAGUGUCUGAAUUUGCUUAUUGCUAGGACAUAGUUAUCAUUGUAUUUAUAUAAUAGCCAUAAAAUUAUCUGACUAGUAAUUCAGAAUUUCUUAUAAUGUUCUGAUAGAAAUAAAAAGUGAGGCACAAAGUAGUAACAAUAGAAGUUUUGUAAAAAAUCUACAAAAGGUACUUAUUUAUCUGUGAAAGGAUUGUUAAAGAAUGACUUUUCUUUCCGUAUAUAUUAUUAUGGAAUCAGAAAAUCACCAGGAAGCUGGGCAGUGCUGGUGCAUGCCUUUAAUCCCAGCUCUUGGGAGGUAGAGACAGGCGGAUUUCUGAGUUUAAAGCAGCCUGGUCUUCAGAGUGAGUUGGAGGACAGCCAGGGCUAUACAGAGAAACCCUGUCUUGAAAAACAAAACCAAAAGUAAACCACCAAGAAAUCAUAAUUUUCAUCUGUGAUUUAUUUGGAAGUAGCUGUGUGCCAGUGCUAAAGGCGAAGCAUCCGAGCCUCUUCAAUGUUUUAUUGGUAGGUAUUCUUGACAUUAGUGCUUUAAAAAUAUCUGUCUAGUGAUAACAUCCUGACCACCAGAUGUCGCUGUUCACCCAGUAGUCUAAGAUUGUUCCAUUAGGUUCGGCAUGUGUGAAACGAAAGGUUUCAUGGGAAGAUGAAACAUUAAUGACCUUAGUUUCUGAAGCGAGGGCAUCUUCAUCAAGAUUAGCCAUCUGUGAAAAAGUUUAGGGCAAAUGUAGUAUUGAUUUCUUAUGUUUUGUGAGUGAUGUCAGCACUAUAUGAUAUCAAACUAAGGAGGUGCACAGCUGCUGUUAGCCAAAGAGGCACUUUAAUGCAUCUUCUUUUUCAGGAUCAUUGGUAACUGGCCAAUGUGCUUCUCAUGUGAAAAAAAUAGUAAAAUGCCACAGGUAGAAAAUGCCCAAGGCAUUAAAAGAUUAUGUUGUCUAUUUCUUUCUUAAGACACAUGCCCACUAUUUUAUUGGUACUGCCAUUAUACGCCUUUUGAUUCUCAAAACUGGUGAACUGCUUCUCAAGUUUUAGUAAUUAUUGCUAUUGAUAUCAAAGUUGUAAUGGUGUUGUUGAUUGUCAUGGAAAUUAAAGAUAUUAUUCUGACUGUAAGAUCAAUAAAAAUAAUUUGAAAAUAAAUGUUUUCUGGCUACAAA